AUGGAUCAGAGGUUAGAGAAAUUAGAACAAAUGGAAAAGGAGAUGCAGGAGCAACUGCAAGCUCAGAUGCAAGAACAGCUGGCUAGGAUCCAGCAUGAGAUGAGGGAUCAAUUGCUGGAGUCCCAGAAAAACAUGCUGGAGUCACAGAACAACAUGAUGAGCCAGCUGACACAGCUGCUGAAGGGAGGGUCUGACAAAGGAAAGGGCCCUAUAGGUGAUACUGGGAAUGACAACGAUGACUCUGCUUGUCCUACAAGCUUUACCCUAGUAAAUAUUCAAACACAGCCACUAAAGGUGUCUGUUAAUGUUAAACCUCUGUAUCAAGCCGGCAUUUCGGCACCGGUAAACUUUCCAACGGGCUCGUGCUCUAACCCUGGAGACAAUGUGGCAAAUCCCACGAUCCCUGAUUUUGAUGAGGUUGAAGGGGAAAAAGAACUCAGUUUGGUCCCGGACUUAGUACUUCCUCCGAAGUUCAAGAUGCCAGAAUUUGAAAGAUAUAAUGGAACCAGCUGCCCUGAGGCUCACAUUACAAUGUUCUGCCGAAGAAUGACGGGAUAUGUCAACAAUGACCAAUUAUUGAUUCACUGUUUUCAGGAUAGUUUGACUGGGGCCGUAGCCAAAUGGUACAAUCAGUUGAGUCGUGCUCAGGUCAAAUCAUGGAAGGAUUUGGCACAGGCCUUCAUGAAACAGUAUGACCAUGUGACCGAUAUAGCGCCUAACAGGAUUACAUUACAGAACAUGGAGAAAAGGUCAGGUGAAAGCUUCAAGAAAUACGCCCAGAGGUGGAGGGAAGUCGCUAAGCAAGUCCAACCACCACUGCUGGAAAAAGAAACGACUAUGCUAUUUAUUAAUACCUUGAAGGCACCUUUCAUUAAUCAUAUGUUGGGGACCGCGACUAAGAGUUUCGCAGACAUAGUGAUGUCUGGUGAAAUGAUAGAAAAUGUAAUAAGGUGCGGGAAGAUAGAAACGAGGGAAAGCACGAGAGGGUCAGCCCUAAAGAAAAAGGAAAGCAAGGUAAGCAAUGUGAGCUCAGGCUAUUCAAAACCUAUCACCAUUAAUCAAUCGAGAACGGUAGUCAAAGGCCAGCAAGUUGCACCAAGGCAGGAGCCCAGCGCAAAGAGAAAUACGGAGAUGAUACAGUUUACCCCUAUCCCAGUGACAUAUAAAAAGCUAUACAAAAGAUUAUUUGAUGCACAUGUUGUAGCACCGUUCUACUCAAAACCCGUGCAACCUCCAUACCCUAAGUGGUACAAUGAAAAUACCCAAUGCGAAUACCACGCGGGAAUCACAGGGCAGUCGAUAGAAAAUUACAUCCCUUUUAAGAAGUUAGUCGAAAGGCUCGUUGAAAUGGGUAUUGUAAAGUUCGACAACAAGUCUGGCGUAGAAAAUUUGUUACCCAACCAUGCUGAUGAGAGGGUAAACGCAAUAAUCAAUGAUGCGGAGAAGAAUUUGAUAGGCAUUCACCUUUGCAUACUUGGGAGUGUUUUAAACGAUGGGACGGUGGAAGAGAUCCCUGUGUCUCCAGAUAUCAAUGAUAUGAGUGACACUGUUACUAACUUAGAAUCUCCUUUUGAGCGAGAUAUGUGUUUAGUGGGACCUCAUGUGACAUCCCUAAUUUGA
Messenger RNA from Gossypium arboreum, 1620 nucleotides. RefSeq lists its product as uncharacterized. Lineage: Eukaryota; Viridiplantae; Streptophyta; Magnoliopsida; Malvales; Malvaceae. The record is from RefSeq and is a predicted model, not a curated record. The transcript has 3 exons. Bases 1 to 1620 code for a protein of 539 amino acids.